UUCCUGCCGUGUCCAAGAUGGCGGCGCGCAGGGCGCUCCGGCUCGCGGAGCUGCAGGCGAGAUCGCUCCGCCCCUUGCCCCGCCCACCGCAGCGGAUCGGCCAAUGGAGAGAGUCGCAGGGUUUGUGCCCCGGCCCCCUCAGGGAGCUCCCCGACUGGAGCUUCGCAGACGGUCGCCCCUCCCCCCUCUGGCGGGGGCAGCUCCGGAGGAUCCGAGAGAACCGAGAGCUGGCGUGCCGGGCCCUGGCCCUGAGCCGCUCCCUGGAGGCCGCCAAGCGCAGGAGGGACCCGGAGGGGCUCCCAGUGCAAACCAGUACGAACCAGUACGGACCAGUACAAACCAGUACGGAGCAGCACGGAGCAGCUGAACAGGCCCCGCCCCCGCCAGAAGCUCCGCCCACCGCCGGCCACGGAGGCGUUAAGGAUGGAAAUUUAUGCAAAUGAGAUGCAAAAUAAAGUCGAUGUUCUCAAUGCC
Molecule: messenger RNA, 474 nt
Organism: Camarhynchus parvulus
Lineage: Eukaryota; Metazoa; Chordata; Aves; Passeriformes; Thraupidae
Gene: MRPL52
Product: mitochondrial ribosomal protein L52
Exons: 6
Coding region: 18-443 (141 amino acids)
Biological process (GO): mitochondrial translation
Cellular component (GO): mitochondrial large ribosomal subunit
Molecular function (GO): structural constituent of ribosome
Source: RefSeq, a predicted model, not a curated record